Molecule: messenger RNA, 2937 nt
Organism: Closterium sp. Naga37s-1
Lineage: Eukaryota; Viridiplantae; Streptophyta; Zygnematophyceae; Desmidiales; Closteriaceae
Source: the annotation of a GenBank genome assembly
AUGGAGGAUGGAUUUCGGGGUAGUAGUGGCAGCGGGGGCGACGCCGGGGAGGACGAGCCGAGUCCGGCGUCCGGUGGGGACAAGCGCAGUCUGUCGCAGCUGCUGCAGCGCGCUAAAGACGCCGUCAUUCAUGACGCAGCCAGGAAUGUUAACGCAGCCGCAGCUGGAGCCGCCGGUUCUUCGUUUGUUGCCGGAGCCGCGCAAGCGUCAUCCUUCCACCAUGCCUCUUCGGGAUCGCCGCAUGUCGCGGGUGGUUUCGCCGGAUCGUCCCCAGCCCUUCACGCUGCUGCCGCGGCGCUCAACCCCCUUGAGGUGCUGCCGGCUCUCACUUCGCCCAGCAUCGGCAUUAACAGCCAAUCACGGGUGUCUUUUAAAGGGGGUGGCGUCAUAGCUGACGUCAGUUGGCCGAUGUUUCCUACUUUACCGUCAUCGUCAACAGCGACGUCACUUCCCGAGAAUGUCCUCCGUGCGACGCUGCUGCGCUCAGCGUUGGCGUCGGCAGCAGGAGGUUCUCCAAACGUCUCCCAGCCGCUGCAGCAGCAGCUGUUGCAGCAGCAGUUACUGCAGCAGCACUUGCUACAGCAGCAGCAGCAACAGCAACAGCAGCAGCAGCAUAGCUUUUCGCAACAGAGCGUGCAGCAGCAGUUGUUACAGCAGCAAGCAGCGCUGCGCCAGUUCGGUAUGCUGCAGCAGCAGCAACAGCAGCAGCAGCAGCAGCAGCAGCAGCAGCAGCAGCAGCAGCAGCAGCAGCAGCAGCAGCAGCAGCAGCAGCAGCAGCAGCAGCAGCAGCAGCAGCAGCAGCAGCAGCAGCAGCAGCAGCAGCAGCAGCAGCAGCAGCAGCAGCAGCAGCAGCAGCAACAACAGCAGCAGCAGCAACAGCGGCUGCAGGAGGCACAAUCAGCCGCACUGAUGCAUCAGAAGCAACUAUUCUCGCAGUCCAGCUUCAACCAGGGAUCCUUACAAGGGUUGGAGAGUCGGCACGAGGCGCAGAUGCAAGCGCAAAUGCAAGCACAAGUGCAACUGCAGGCUGAGACUCGACUGUCCAUGUUUCAGAAUCAGGCGAGAGAACAGCAGCAGCCACAACUGCAGUCUGUGCAGCAGGCGCAACAGCAGCAGCAGCAGCAGCAGCAAGUUCAGGAGUUUUCUCAGGGUCUUCCACUGAACGGGCUGCAGCUGGAUGAGGCGCAAAUGGCGUGGCUGAAGCAGGCGCACAUAGAGGCUCAGCGGUUCACGCUCUCCCAAGUGCACGCAAGCAAAGGGGAAGGGCAGGGGCACGGGUUGCAAGUACAGCAGGGAGUGCAGCAGGGUUUGCAGCAGGGGGGACAGCAGGGAGGGGGUAAUGUUGGUGAGGAGGUGGGCAGGAGAGAGCAUGGUGCGGGUCAGCAGAGACGUGAGUGUGCGAACGAUGGGAGGGGGGACGUGGCACAGCAGGAAGAUUCGGGACUGCAAGGCGUGGAUGCUCACAAACAACAGCAGCAGCAGCAGAGUGCAAACAUGUCGAUGCAGCUAGCCAACUUGCGGUCGCAGGUGGGACUUCAGCCCGGGUCGCUGCUCGCCCAAGCACUCAAACUUUCCCACCAGCCUUCCUUCGCAGCUGUCUCCAGUCUCCCGCUCUUCUCUAACUUUCGCUCCGUCACCGCCCCUCACUCGUCCUCCGCGCACCCCACCGAGCCCCAUGCAUCAUCACCCCACGCAGCUACCCUGUCCUGUACGAGCACUGUAGCUGCGGCGGCCGCUGCAGCACCUGCAGGUGCUACAGUGUCAGCUCCCAAUUCAUCGAGCCCUGCCUGGAGCGAGCCGGCGUUCCCCACUGUGCAGUCUGGGGAGGUGACGGACCGCUUCUCUUCCUUCAGCGACUCGCAGUUCGCCUCUGCUGCUGAAAUUGGUGCCACUUCUUCCACGGCUGCUGCUGGCAUGAUGGCGGCUGCUGCAUCGGCAGGCCUCGAUGCUGGUCAUGCUGCUGCUGUUGCUGAUGGUGGUAGCGGUUUCGGUGGUAGUAAUGUUGGCAGUGGCCUGAACAAUGCGUUGCCUGGGGGCAAUGACAGUGGGAGGGAGGGUGGCUCGUUCACCACUGUGCUUCGGAUGUCCUCAGCUGCUUUUCAGCAGCAGCAACAGCAGCAGAUGCUGCUGCGACAGCAGUGGAGUGGGCAGGCGGGUGGAGGGCAAGAGAGUGCAGCAGCCCAUGCAGAGCCCUCUGUGCAUGUGUGGAGGCCGAGGGAAGACACGAGCUGGUUCCAGCAGCUGGGGCAGUCAGGAGCACUUGAGAAGCUUGCUGGAGGCAUGGGAGGAGAGGGUGGGGAGGCUGAAAAGUCUGCAGCAGCACCGGCUGCAGGAGGGGGAGCAGGAGCAGGAUCAGGAGCAGGAGCAGAAAAUCACGGGUUUGAAGGGAGGGCUGGUGGGGAACGGGGAGGAGGAAUGCUAUUGCUGGCAGAGCCUGCAUCUGCUGAUGUCAGCAGACCUGACGUACAGAGAGAGCAUCAGCAGCUUCAGUCUGAUGGCAAAAGGCAUGACCAUCUUGUGGAUAGAAGCAACCCCCCUGCGUUGCAGGAGCAGCAGCAACAGCAGACUGAGGCGCGUGGUGGGACUCAUCAACUGGGCCAACAGGCUUCCAUGGUGAGGUUGCAGCAAUCCCGCAGGCCAGAUGCAAUCUUGGAAGCCCUCACAUCCGGGUCGCAGUCGUGGGUGGGUCAGGCAGGGCGCUGGGUGGAUGAGCAUCAAAUGCAGUGGAGGAUGCAAAAGGCAGGGGAAAAUGCAGCGAUGGGUGGGGGAAUGGCUCAGGCGGAGCAAGAUGCAACACACGGGGAUAAUCUGGCAGAGGCGGAUAUUCUUAGAGCAUUACAUGCAGAGAUGGAGUUCUAUGCUUUCUUGCCACUCGUUUCUGAUGUUUUUCAGUCGUUGAGCGCUCUAAUGGACUCUUCAUCCGCACCGACUAGUUGA